Molecule: messenger RNA, 870 nt
Organism: Cornus florida
Lineage: Eukaryota; Viridiplantae; Streptophyta; Magnoliopsida; Cornales; Cornaceae
Exons: 3
Coding region: 1-870 (289 amino acids)
Source: RefSeq, a predicted model, not a curated record
AUGACAGUUAUAGAGUAUGAGAACAAGUUCACAUCGCUUUUGAGGUUUGCACUAGGGAUCGCCAAAGAUGAGGAAAGAAAAAUAGAAAAGUUUGUUGAUGGCCUUGAUCUUACCAUCAGGCCAAUUGUAGCUGCCUCAGAAUCAACAGAGUAUGCAAAAGCAGUACAAAAAGCCUUACUGGUUAAGGCCGAAAGUAAGGAUAAUAAGGCUAUCGAGGAGUCCUAUAAGCGCAGCAGGGGUAUGGGUGCUUUCUUCGAGGGUCAAUCAAGUAAGAAACAGAAGCAUGAACAGUCAAGGCUUAGGGGACAACAGUCAGUCAGAUCCGCACCCGCAGCUUUAGUGUUGAUGGUGUCUUCUAGACUGAAUGUUACUUGUUUUAGAUACGGGCAACUGGGACAUUACAAGUCCCAAUGCACUGAGACUCAGGCCCGUGUACUGUUUAAUUCUGGUGCUUUGUAUUCUUUCAUUGCUUCAUCAUUUGCACGGGCAUUGGGGUUGGAGUUUGACCUCAUCAUUCUCGAGAUAAUAGGGUUUGAUGUCAUUUUUGGGAUGAACUGGUUGUCGUCUUUCAAAGCCGUUAUUGAUUGUUUCAGGGGCAAAGUGUCAGUGUGUACCCCAAAUGGGGAUUGUUUCUGUUUUGUGGGAGAUCGGUGUAAUUCUCUUACUCCUUUAGUUUACAGUGUCAGAGGUCGAGAUCGACAGGGUUCUUUUUGGCAAGCCUUUUUUGCCGAUGAUGAUGUUGACUUUUGCGGGGUUGAUUAUCCAGUGGUUGUGCGCAAUUUUCUGGAUGUGUUUUCGGAGGACUUGACGGAGUUACCUUUACAUCGAGAGGUAAAGUUUGCUAUUGAUUUGAUGCCUAGUGCCAUAUAA